UACAACCCGAUGAGAUACUUUUAAAUUUUCAGAUCACGUGAACGCGCUACCCCUGAAUUAUUUUUUCUCUCUUUAUUGCUCCCAUCUCGACCAUCUGAGCUGAAGAUACUGAUCUAAGCUCGAUAAAUCUACGCGAAAGAAGAAGGAGGAGAUUCUAGGGCAAUAUGGGAGAAACAGCAGCGAGUGUGAUGAUGAAGCUGGCGGCUAUGAAGGCCGCUAAGAAUCAGAAAGCAGCAGCGGCGGCGAGUAAGAGCUCGGAGAGUACAAUCAAAGCCGAGAAGAGCAAAAGCCAGACGAAGAAGGCGCGCGGUGAUGACAGGAGCACCGACAAAACUUCGUUGAAGAAGAAACGAAAGGCAGAAGAGGAGGAGGAGGAGGAGUCUGCGGCGGAUGUCAUGGAGAGAUUGCGGAGGAUGAAGGAGAUGAAGAAUAAACAGUCUGCUGUGGGAGGAGGACAGAAGAAAGCGCAGGAUAAGAAGAAAAGUGAGAUGGUUGAUGGGCUGAGGAUCAUUAGACCUGAAGAGGAGGACGAUGAUCUUAGCGAGGACGACUUUGAUCUGGACGAUGAGGGUCUGGAUGAGGAAGAAGACGACGAAGAAGAGGAAGACGACGAAGAAGAAUCAUCACAAGACGAAGAAGAUUCCGACAGCGACUCGAGCGAAUUCAACGGCUUUGACGACGAAUUCUCCAGCACCAAACCGACCUCUAAAAAGACGCAUCCGACAACAGACGCGAAAGAAGAUGACGAGUCGGACGACGAGCCGAUUGUUAUUCGCUUCGACGGCACGAAAUCUGAACGGCUUGCGAAACCUACACCGAAGGAGAAGCGGAAUUUCAUGUCUCAGAGCGUUCCCAAAUCGGACCUGCAACUCGAAAAACAGGCGCUGCUCAACAAACACAAAAACAAAAAACACAAGCAAGGCGACGACGACGCCAACGACGACGAACUCAACCUCAAGCACGACCUUGCUCUGCAGCGGCUCAUCACCGAAUCACACAUCCUCUCAGAAGCCAACAAGCACGGCGGCCUGUCGACGAUCGACGGCGGCGAUCUGAGCUUCGAUCCGAUCGGCAAGACGAGGUUGAAGACGCUAGAUGCGCGGAUCGAUAGCUUGGCGAUUAAAAGUAGCGCGCAGCAUGGCCGGCUGAAACACGAUUAUUACUCGCUGAAUCCGCAGAGUUUGGCGGAGAAGCAGACCGAGCGGUUUAACAAGACAAAGAUGCCGAUGCAGAUGCGGAAGGGCAUGAUUCAGAAACAGGGCGAGCGCAAGACAAAGUAUGAAAAGGACGCGAAGGAGGCGGGUAUCGUGCUUCCUGUGGCGCCCAGGACGGGAAAGAAGGCGAACGAAAAGAAGAGAGAUCGCGGGUUAAAGGUCUCGAGCGUGGGGAGGUUUACGAAUAGAGGUCUUGUGUUGAGUAAGAGGGAUAUGGCGAGUGUAGUUGGUAGGCCUAGUGGACGUGGACGUGGACGUGGACGUCGCUGAUGUCGGGUCUUAUGAGCAGU
Molecule: messenger RNA, 1504 nt
Organism: Myxozyma melibiosi
Lineage: Eukaryota; Fungi; Ascomycota; Lipomycetes; Lipomycetales; Lipomycetaceae
Exons: 2
Coding region: 165-1484 (439 amino acids)
Biological process (GO): maturation of SSU-rRNA from tricistronic rRNA transcript (SSU-rRNA, 5.8S rRNA, LSU-rRNA)
Cellular component (GO): nucleolus
Source: RefSeq, a predicted model, not a curated record